GUAGCCUCGGGAAGUAGAGUUCUGCCGGUCUGCACCAUGUCCUGGGUUCCUGUCCUGCUCAUGCUGUUAGUCUCCUGCACAGGUUGUGUUCCUCAGCCUGUGCUGCAUCAGCCACCAUCCAUGUCUUCACCUCUUGGAACCACAGUCCGCCUUACCUGCACCCUGAGCAGCAACUAUAACAUUGGUGUUUAUAGCAUCUACUGGUACCAGCAGAGGCUGGGCAACUCUCCAAGGUUCUUGCUAAGAUACUUCUCAUACUCAGAUCAGCACUGGGGUCCCAAUGUCCCCCAUCGCUUCUCUGGAUCCAAAGAUGUGGCCAGGAACCGGGGGUAUUUAAUCAUCUCCAAACUGAAGUCUGAGGAUGAGGCAAUGUAUUUCUGUGCUGUGGGUCCCCAAAGCAUGGAGAGGGAAAAGAUGGAGAGGGAGAGCAGGGAAGAAAAGGAUCCUGCUGCUUCAGGAUCCCAGAUGCCCCAGGACAUGUAUACCUGAACUGAAGACAAGGUUUCACUCAGAGAGGCUGGUGUGGGAAGGGGGAGGAUAGAAGCAUGGGGCUGCACAGAACCCAGGAGAUAGGGACACUUAGCUCCUUAUUGUCUAGCAGUAUGGCUGUAAACCUCAU
Molecule: messenger RNA, 619 nt
Organism: Urocitellus parryii (Arctic ground squirrel)
Lineage: Eukaryota; Metazoa; Chordata; Mammalia; Rodentia; Sciuridae
Gene: Vpreb1
Product: V-set pre-B cell surrogate light chain 1
Source: RefSeq, a predicted model, not a curated record